This is a messenger RNA of Arvicola amphibius (Eurasian water vole), 669 nucleotides long. RefSeq names its product protein FAM156A/FAM156B-like. The transcript is spliced from 2 exons. Bases 1 to 669 code for a protein of 222 amino acids. The record is from RefSeq and is a predicted model, not a curated record. NCBI's taxonomy places the organism in Eukaryota, Metazoa, Chordata, Mammalia, Rodentia, Cricetidae.
AUGGAUCCCAUCCAGAAAUGGGACUCAGCAUUAACUUCCGCGUCUUCUCAAGUGACUAUUGUGGAGUCCUCCCAGAAUGGCUCUGCACCUGCUCAUCUCAUAGCCUUAGAACAGCUGAGGAUAGGCCUCCGCAGCCUGCCCCCCACCCCUGGCUCCAGCACCCCCACAUCCUUGGCAGAGGGGAUGCUCCAGCAGCAGUACGUGGAGCCGAAGGGCUUACUGGAGCAUCGCUGGGGAAGGCUGGGUUUCCCUCAGAAGAAAGCCUUCCUGGGCAAGCUGAGGCGCAGGCACCGAGAUCAUAGGUCACCUUACCCAGUAGAAAAGGACACCAGAAUCUUCCGCUCAGGCAACAAAACUCAGAAUUGGUUCCGAUGUGAAUGCCUCUACUGCCAGGCCCGUGGGCAAAGUAUUUCCGGGGAAAGGGAUGGGAGCACCAAUCCUUCCUCCUGGGAUACUCUAGUGCAGGGACUUGGUGGCCUUACCCUCAACCUGGGAGCUGAGAGGCCCGGCCUCCUGCCAGAGGGGGCGCAGCAGCAGCAACAGCAGCAAGCUGGAAAAUCCCUGACUGGUAGGCUAGAUACAACAGGAGGAUCUCAGCACCAUGGAGAUUCGGAAAGCAGGGUGGAGUGGCCUUGCCUGGGACUGGAGCGGGCCGGUGGAGUGCUUUAA